GUGCAUUUGUCUUCGAGGAACCUGGGGUGUUCUUUUCAUCAGUUCAAUCUCUCUCUGGCACUUGAGUCCUGAUUGGCUGAAGGACUUAGGGGAAAAAAAAAUCUUUAAUUAAGUAGAUAAUCUCUUCUUAGGAAGUUGUGCGGCUCCAUUUCACCAGCCCCCUUUAGCUCUUACUUUAGGAUUGGUUAUCCUUUGCAGAAGGUGGGAUUCAGGAGGCAUCCGCCUCUUCAUCACACCAGGACUGCCGGCUGGAAAAUAACUCCAUCCCUUCCCUAAAUUAGUUGUGCUUCUUUUUUUUUUUUUUUUUCCUUUUCUCUGGUGGUGGUGGUGGCACUCAAGUUUGGGGUUUUUUUAGGAUCUCCUUUCUCCCUCUUUAUUUGGAUUUUAUAUUUCACAUGGACCCUUAUCUGGGCAUCUUCUUCCUCACUCCCUUCUUCCAGUCCUGCUAUGCCUGGUCAGUGAAUAAUUUCCUGAUGACGGGCCCCAAGGCCUAUCUCAUCUACUCCAGCAGCGUGGCGGCUGGGGCGCAGAGCGGCAUCGAGGAGUGCAAGUUCCAGUUCGCCUGGGACCGCUGGAACUGCCCGGAGAGGGCACUGCAGCUCUCCAGCCACGGUGGGCUGCGCAGUGCAAACCGAGAAACAGCCUUUGUCCACGCCAUCAGCUCUGCAGGUGUCAUGUACACGCUGACCCGGAACUGCAGCCUGGGGGAUUUUGACAACUGUGGCUGUGACGACUCCCGCAAUGGACAGCUGGGGGGACAAGGCUGGCUGUGGGGAGGCUGCAGCGAUAACGUGGGCUUUGGGGAAGCUAUUUCCAAGCAGUUUGUGGAUGCCCUGGAGACUGGACAAGAUGCCAGAGCUGCUAUGAACCUGCAUAACAACGAGGCAGGUAGAAAGGCAGUGAAAGGGACCAUGAAGCGGACUUGCAAAUGCCAUGGUGUGUCGGGGAGCUGCACCACCCAGACCUGCUGGCUGCAGUUGCCCGAGUUCCGGGAGGUGGGCACUUAUCUCAAGGAGCGGUACCACAAAGCCCUGAAGGUGGACUUGCUGCAGGGAGCAGGGAACAGCGCUGCCAGCCGGGGUGCCAUUGCUGAGACCUUCAGUUCCAUCUCCAAGAAGGAACUGGUCCAUUUGGAAGACUCUCCUGACUACUGCCUGGAGAACAAGACGCUGGGGCUGCUGGGCACGGAGGGCAGGGAGUGCCUGAAGAGGGGCAAGGCGCUCAGCAAGUGGGAGAAGCGGAGCUGCCGGCGGCUGUGCGGGGACUGCGGGCUGGCGGUGGAGGAGAGGCGAGCCGAGAUGGUGUCCAGCUGCAACUGCAAGUUCCACUGGUGCUGCGCUGUGCGCUGCGAGCAGUGCCGCAAGCGCGUCACCAAGUACUUCUGUGUCCGCAAGGAGAAGCGGGAGCGGAGCGGGGGCGGCGCAGCCAGCCGCAAGCUCAAGAGAAAGCUCUGACUUGCUUCUGCUCCUCCACAGCUCUGUCUGCCCCUCUCCUCUCCUGCCCUUCCCAUCAGCUCCUGGCACCACUUCUGUUUGGCAUAGUUUGGUCUCAUUCCCGCUGCUGUCUCACUGGGGCUUGGGCAAGGCAAAAGAGCCUUGUAUGAGUGCUCAGGCCUUGCCCAUACAGGGCAUUAGUGCAGUGGGUAAUGUCUUCUGGGGAGACCUUCAAGGGUUCACAAAACAAGGUGAGACUCCGUCCCUUCAACUCAGUGUCACUCUAUCCAGUGACUACGGCAUUAUCUCUGAAAUCACGGGAGGUCUUGGUGGCUCCUGUGGUUUUGAGCUGGUCUGUUCCCCAAACAAGCACCUGCUCUGGGCUUUUGAGUAAGUGAGAUAAAAAGUACAAGGAAACUGAGGUGGCAUCAGCAACUGGGCAACUCAGAUCAGUAAUCUGUAAUUGAGAAGAGGCUUUUAAAAAAUAGAGGUAUUAAAACAGUUAUUGCCUCAGGCCUACAGUAUGAGGAGAUACAAAAGACAUGCAACUCCUUUCUCGGCUAGACAGCGUCCAGGGACCCCACAGCUUGGCUUCCCACCAUCUGACAGCUUUGCUAAGCUCUCCAGUGCUUUACUUUGCAUUUGAAAUGGCAGCAGCAAGAUCCAAAUUGCUGCUUGAUCUGCCCAUUACACAGCUGUCCAAAAUAGGGGUCCCAUCACUUGGUUUUUACAUGCUUUCUCUAUGUCUUCCAAGUCUCCAGGUCUGGUCUCCCUUUUUAGGCCAGCAUUCCCAUCAAAGCCCCUGACUGAUGCCAUAAAGAUGCCCUCACAUUUCUCCACUACCUCCUUCCUCCCAAAUCGCUCCCAGAGAGAGCUACCAAGCUGAGCCUACUCCCCAUGUCCUGGUGUACUUGCCAAGCACUCUUACCCCGUCAGCUAACUAACUAAACACUUCUUCCUAGUCUGAGAAAAUAAUAUCAGUUACUAUUUAAUGGUGGUGUAAAUAGGAAAGUGAAGCACUUUGAAGUUUAAUUUAUUGCACAGUUACUGUGAUGUAUACAUAACAGUUUUUCCUCUACCACUUAUUGUAUAUAUUCUAUAGGCUAAGCAAGCAGCAGGAAGAUUUGGUUGAAGCAUCUCUGUUCCCUUGCUGAGGCUAGGGGAGGGAGGUAAGAAGCUGCCAGCUGCAGGAUUUGGGGAAGCUCACUGCACCAUCACAGCAAUCUUCCUCUGUGCUGCAAUAAGAUCAUCUACUUUGCUGUUUGAAGUGUCCUUUAGCCAGACAAGAAGCCAGCAGAGCUGUUACUGGCCAUUAGACCCAUCUUGUAGCCAAUCUUUUGUAAACCAAUAGCUAAUGCAAUAAAUCAGUAGCCAAGUGCUUGCAAAA
Messenger RNA from Passer domesticus (house sparrow), 2820 nucleotides. RefSeq names its product Wnt family member 8B (gene WNT8B). Gene Ontology annotation, molecular function: cytokine activity; frizzled binding. The record is from RefSeq and is a predicted model, not a curated record. Lineage: Eukaryota; Metazoa; Chordata; Aves; Passeriformes; Passeridae. Bases 396 to 1454 code for a protein of 352 amino acids. The transcript has 6 exons. Gene Ontology annotation, biological process: canonical Wnt signaling pathway; neuron differentiation; multicellular organism development. Gene Ontology annotation, cellular component: extracellular region.